Molecule: messenger RNA, 981 nt
Organism: Ogataea polymorpha
Lineage: Eukaryota; Fungi; Ascomycota; Pichiomycetes; Pichiales; Pichiaceae
Exons: 1
Cellular component (GO): U2 snRNP; U2-type spliceosomal complex
Molecular function (GO): RNA binding
Source: RefSeq, a predicted model, not a curated record
UUAUUCUUUGAUAAAGUACGUGCUCGAUGGGUGAUUGAAAAUCCCGAGGAAAAGGAGUGCUUUGAGUUCAAUCCAAUUCUAGAGCGUUGGGUACCAGUUAUACAGGAUUACCUGCCCGAGAAGAGGCCUCAUGAUGAGGUGACCACUUCUGAAUAUCUUAAACGCGAGAAGCGUCAGCGGCUCGAUGAAUUGAAGCAAGAGAAAGAGGAAUUGAAGCAGUUUCGGAGGAACAGAAAUACUUGCAUUUAUGUAAGUCAGAUCCCCCAAGAUAUCACCUACGAGGAACUGGAGGCAGUUUUCGGUAAGUAUGGAGUUCUUGCACAGGAUUUGCGCACUGGGUCCUCCAAAAUCAAAAUGUAUAAAGACGACGGAGGCCACUUCAAAGGUGAUUGUCUAAUAGAAUAUCUAAAAGAGGAGAGCUGUGACCUCGCAAUUGAGCUAUUGGAUGAAACAAAACUUCGACCUGCAGAUGAACUACCCAUUCGGGUUUCAAAAGCUGAGUUCAAUAGCAAAGCAGAGCAGAAGCCUCGAGUAAAAAUGAAGACUAAAGAACGCCUACAACUCAAGAAGAAAAUCGAACAGAUACACAAAAAAGUGAACGAUUGGUCAGAUACGGAAGAAGAAGAUGAAACAAGACGAUCGAGAGAAGAAAAAACGUUAAUUUUUAAGCACUGUUUCACCCUCAAGGAACUCGAAAACGACCCGGGGGCAAUAUUAGAUAUCAAAGAGGAUAUACGAGAGGGUUGUGAAGAAAUAGGCGAGGUCACAAAUGUCGUCUUGUAUGAUCUUGAAGAGGAAGGUAUUGUCAGUGUUCGAUUCAAGUCUGCCGUAGCUGCGAAUAAUUGUAUUUCCAAGAUGAACGGAAGAUAUUUUGGAGGCCGCAGAUUACAAGUGGAGAAGUACGAUGGAGUAACACAGUAUAAGAAAAGCACAGGAGAUGCCGCCGAAGGAAAGAGAUUAGACAGGUUUGCGCAAUGGGUG